Molecule: messenger RNA, 2511 nt
Organism: Exophiala aquamarina CBS 119918
Lineage: Eukaryota; Fungi; Ascomycota; Eurotiomycetes; Chaetothyriales; Herpotrichiellaceae
Exons: 1
Coding region: 1-2511 (836 amino acids)
Biological process (GO): endoplasmic reticulum to Golgi vesicle-mediated transport; mitotic spindle assembly checkpoint signaling
Cellular component (GO): RZZ complex
Source: RefSeq, a predicted model, not a curated record
AUGCCAGAUGAUUCCACUGCGGCCGCCUCGAUAUGCAACAGCAUCAUCCUGGGCACAUACCCUCAAUCGGAGGAUAUCUUGACCUCCGAACUCUCUGCGCAACUGAUCCCGCCCCUCCUUACACACAUAUCCGAAACGCGACGCGCACUCAGCGAUGAGAUCCGAGCCACAAGUAAAGGAGAGGCUGGCGAUGUUGACCAAUGGAUACUGCAGGCGAGAAGGGCCCAAGAAGACAUCGCGAGAUGUAAAUUGGAAUCACAAAGGAUUGUCCAAGAGCACAAUCAAUUACGUGCCUUGAGAGAUCAGGCCACAGAUUAUCAGUAUAAGGUUGAUCUCCUCGAGGCUGAAAUCGACUUCACCGAGAGACUGAAGCAGGAGUUUGACCACAUCGCACUCGUGAGCCAAUCUUUGAAGGGCGUUGAGGACCUCAUAUUACAAGAUGAUCUCUUUGGUGCAGCGGAGAAAUUACACCAAUUGGAAAGCGACACCCCCCAUAUAGCCAGGUCAAAGGCUUCUAUAUUAGCCCGAGAUCUAAAAGACGAGUUGCGACUCAAAACCCGUGUCAAUCUUGAAGCCAAAUUGAAUUCCCAGAUUCAGGUGCAGAGAGAUGGUCAGACGGCAUCCCUUGAAGUUCAAGCCUCCGAAAUUGGCGACGCCUCCAUUAACUCUGAUUCCAUCUUGUCCGCUCUGAGACAAGUCGGCGAUCCCCAGGACGUCCUUGAAGCCCUAAUAGAAAAGCUCAAGGCAUUUAUCCUUAAUCCCUUGCGGCCUUCCUCCCGACUAAAGCUGGCAACUUAUGAGGUCGGACCAUAUAGCAUUAUACUGCGGCUUAGCAAAGACAGCCCUUCCUUUGAUGCAGUGUUCAAUUUUGUUUCUGACCUGAUUGAAUUCCUCCAGUCUUCGAUCUCUAAAACCGUCCGAGCAUCAGCCGUCUCCUCGAUUUUCCCAGACCUCAUGGCACUACUUGUCACUCACUGGCUAACACCAACUCUACCUACCGACCUCACCAUGCUGAGUAAGCUAGACGACAUACGCCAGCAAAUGCACCGCAUUUUGGAACAAUUAAAAACCCUUGGUUGGCAAGGGCAAGUUGAGCUGCAAGAUUGGGAGGAAUCCCUCAACCGAGUCUGGCUUAAUAAGCGCAAAGCUACAAUCUUGGAUGCCGUGCGAAAAGGUCUUGCUGCAUCUAAAGGAGUUCUUCGAAAGGUUGAGAGAGUAGAGAAGCAAGUCCUCUCCACAGAAAUGCAUGAACUCGAGGACUCAACCGAUAAUUGGGAUGCUAGCUGGGAUGACGAGAAUAACGAGCAUUCUGCAUCGGCUGAUAUCUCCAAACCUACGGAUGACGACGAUGCGAGCGGUUGGGGUUUUGACGAUGAAGAUGACGCUGGGGAAAAGGCUACAGAAGACAAGGAUAUGCGAGAAAAGAAAGAUGAAGACGACGGCGAGGAUGCGUGGGGUUGGGAUGAAGACCGCCCUGUUCAGAUCAAAUCAGAACCGACGAGCAAUUCUCUUGAAGCUCGACCGAAUGGUGGCAAGAAGGUUAAGGUUACCGACAAAGAACAUAUCCUGAGUGAAUGGUACAGUAUCAGCGAAGUGCCAGACCAAAUGAUCGAUAUAAUUUCUCAAGAACUCUCUGACGCCCAGACGCUACAAGAAGCUCACCACACUUCCUUGAACACAACCCUGCUUUCCCGAGGCCUCUUAGCCUUGCCCACCCUGGCGCUCGCAAUGUUUCGCGCAACUGCACCCAGCUACUACGGCGCUUCACCCUCACUGACCGAUAUUCACCGCUACAACGAUUCCCUGUACAUUGCCGAACAACUCCGCAUCAUUUGCAGCCCCACAACGAACAAUACCACCAGUAUCAUCUCAGCGCCCAAUCUCGACGCAGACAUCCAAGCUAUGGAGAAAUUUGCGCGCCUGGCGUAUUCCAAGGAAAUGGAGACCCAGCGCCUGAUCGUCUGGGAUCUGCUUGAAGGAGCACAAGGCUUCACCUCAUGCACGCAGUUCCCGUACUCCCAGGAGAUAGAGAACGCGGUGCUGAGCGUCAUUGACCGGGUACGAGUGCUCCACGCCGAGUGGGAGCCGAUCCUAAGCAAAUCACACCUAAUGCAGAGCACGGGGGCGAUCCUUGAGAUGGUAGUCGGCAAAGUCAUCUACGCAAUUGAGGACAUGGACGACAUCUCGGAGCCCGAGUCGCAGCGUCUGACGACUUUCUGCCAGCAGAUCGCCGCUCUCGACGACCUCUUCCCCCACGACGACACCCUCACCGGCCACCCCGUUUCCACCACACCCGUCUACGUCCCCAUCUGGUUCCGCUUCCAGUACCUCAUCCAGAUCCUCGAGAGCUCCUUGGUAGACAUCAAAUACCUCUGGACCGAGGGCGAGCUGAGCCUCGAGUUUAGCCAGAAAGAGGUCGUCAGUCUCAUCCAGGCCUUGUUCGCAGAGAGUCGCCAUCGCAGAGAGGCUAUAAAUUCCAUCCUUGCGAAGAAAGGUCCCUGGGAUCUGUGA